Phytomonas sp. Hart1 is the source of this 1340-nucleotide messenger RNA. The record is from the annotation of a GenBank genome assembly. Lineage: Eukaryota; Euglenozoa; Kinetoplastea; Trypanosomatida; Trypanosomatidae.
AAUAGUAUUGAGUUCUAUUAACAUUCCAGCUGUUGUUUUUCUCAACGAACUGUCUACAUGCCUGUGCAAACAUGACGAUCUGCGUGUGACGAUUAUUACAAGUGCGCGGGUUCCGUUGAUUAAGCUUUACUGUGAGGGCAUCGCAGUGGACGUAGUUUUCGCAUCGACCGUGCUGGCAGCACCCCCUACAACGGUGCAGCUGCUCUGGACUAAUUUCCUACUUUACGUUUCUACUGAAAGCAGACCGAGCAUUAACGGCAUCAGAACGGUGUUUGAAAUCAAGCAAAGGCUUACGGUAGACUAUGGCGUUUACGUUACAACACUCAAAGCAGUUAAGAGGUGGGCGAUGAAACGUCUGGUUUAUGGCAACUUGUUCACCUUCCCGAACGGCGUCACUCUGGCAAUAAUGGUUUGCUAUAUUUGUCAAGCCUUUCCACACAAUUCACCUAGUUUUCUUUUUAGGUACUUUUUUAGUUACUUUUCAGAAUACUUGCCCUCUUAUGUAUUAGAUUCUAAGCCUAUAUUUAUCACACCAUCUCUUCAGCCGCAAAAGAUCCGAAUCGACGGUGUACCGCACUGCUGGAAUCCCAACCGUGCUUCAUGUAAGGAGGAGGUAUUUCCGGUCCUUAACCCUGCAUACCCCUAUGUAAACGCUGCGCAUGCGGUGGGUCGAUGUGGUCUUCAGCACUUCUAUGAUGAAAUUGUCCGAGCACAGAAACUCCUUCAUGCACAUCCUGAAGGUCUCCCUAUGAGCCAGAUCUGGGAGCCUUAUAGCAUCUGUAAAAACUUUAGUCAGUUUGUUGCAAUACAUGUUAGUUGUGUUGCCGCAGUUGAAGAGGAAUGUGAAAGGGCGUUUGGCAUUUGGAAAGGUUUAGUAGAAAGCAAAUUACGUUUUUUCGUGUAUGCUAUGGAGUGCACUGUCGAUGUGCGGCCUUUUCCUAAAAUAUUUUUAUUAAACACAAGGGUUGAUAACUGCAACAAUGGAGACUAUCUCCGAAAGAGUGUGUAUUUUUUUGGCUUAAAGUUGCGUGAAUGUAUGGGAAGCAAUAACUUACAUUCUUUAACUCUGGUUUCACAUGAAUUCGUAGCUAGUAGUUUCGCUGAGAUGAUGUGUGCAGUUUCUGAAGGUAUGAAUUCCUCAUCGGGCGUCCCGCUUCCAUAUCAGCCACAAAUUAUGUUGGAUCCAUCAUUUUCCCUUCAUUCCGUUCAUGAAGACGACUUUGUAAGGGAGUUUGGGGAUCAUCUGAACUGAGAAGGUUUUGCCCUUGCAUGGCAUUGCUUUCUUUUAAUCAUUAAACUACUAAGAGGGGAACUCUAUACUUUUAAGGCGGUAGCCAGCU